Molecule: messenger RNA, 1108 nt
Organism: Cuscuta epithymum
Lineage: Eukaryota; Viridiplantae; Streptophyta; Magnoliopsida; Solanales; Convolvulaceae
Source: the annotation of a GenBank genome assembly
ACCCCGCGAAUUGGGCCAAAAACUGCCCACUAUUAUGCGUUGCAAACCCACGCGCUGCUCCACUCUCCUUUGCCGGUCGAUCAGAGUGUGUGCAGACGGCUGCUCAAAAUCCUUCCCGUCCGUGCUCAGUCUUAAGCUCUCUCCGGCCAGCCACUAAGUUUUGUCUAUAUUAACGCGUAGCCAUAUCUACGUUCUAAAAAAAGUAAAGAACUGGGACGUGAUAUGGCAAUCUCAUUGGAUAGUGUUAGGGACAAGAAUUUGAUGCAGCUGAAGAAGCUCAACACCGCCCUCUUCCCUGUUCGCUACAACGACAAGUACUACACCGAUGCACUCGCUUCCGGGGAAUUCACCAAGCUAGCAUACUACAGUGACAUUUGUGUUGGUGCAAUUGCAUGUCGGCUUGAGAAAAAGGAAGGAGGUGCUGUUUGUGUAUACAUCAUGACAUUGGGUGUUUUGGCUCCUUAUCGUGGAUUAGGUGUGGGUUCAAAGCUGUUGAACCAUGUGCUUGAUCUUUGUGCUAGACAAAAUAUGAGUGAGAUUUACUUGCACGUCCAGACAAAUAACGAUGAUGCCAUCAAAUUUUACCAAAAAUUUGGGUUUGGGAUUACAGAGACCAUCCAAAAUUAUUACACAAACAUUACACCCCCAGAUUGCUACGUUGUGACCAAAUUCAUCGCCCAAACCCAGGCAAAUAAAUAGCUUCAGAUUUUCUAGUCAUAGAGUUUCCAAAACUCGUUCUUGGCUGUUGGCUAUUCUUUUCAUGGGAAUGCAGUUGUUUUUCGUUCUUGACUCUCCUGUAAGAAAACUGUAUUAUGAGGAGUUAGUAUUGUAGAAGAAACACAAUUUUGAUCCAUUCGGCCUGAAUGAUUCAGGUAUGAAGAAUAUGUACUCGCAUGUUUUAUGCAUACUCACGGUUGAAUAUAUUAAUUGACAGAAAUAUUGUAUUUUUAUCUUUAGGAAAAAUUGUCAAAUAAAUCAAUCAAGCCUAUCAGCUUAAAAAUGCUCAAAUCAAACUUUUGCCUGUUAAAGAAUUGGAAAAAUUGACAAAAAUAAUCCCACCUUUUGCCGGUCUUCUCAUAAUAAUCCCACCUUUAGGUAAUCCCAGAAU